This is a messenger RNA of Metarhizium album ARSEF 1941, 1332 nucleotides long. RefSeq lists its product as uncharacterized. The coding region runs from base 1 to 1332 and encodes 443 amino acids. The record is from RefSeq and is a predicted model, not a curated record. NCBI's taxonomy places the organism in Eukaryota, Fungi, Ascomycota, Sordariomycetes, Hypocreales, Clavicipitaceae. The transcript has 2 exons.
AUGGAUCUAUCAGGAUUCAGCAAGUCUCGCCCAGCCAAUCUCAACUCUUAUCGAGCAUCACCACGUAGCGUCCAUGAACAUUCAUACCUCAACGAGUUUCCAGCCAUCCAGUGGACCAUGACAUCACCACCAGAGACGCCGCUGGGGGAAGGAUGCAUCGCUGUCAAGGUUAUAGAUUCCGACCGCACGCCUUCAAUUCCUCCAUCGACUGAGACCAACGUCACAGAAGCGACUUCAAGCCAAGUUGUAGGGCAUCAGGUCGUUGGCAGUAAUUACAUGCCGCAGUUCACCUCGGCAGCUGCGUUCAUUCUAAGCCGGAUUCGAGACAACAGUGACAACCUGGGGCCGACCAAAGGGAGCUCAUCACAUAUGCCCAAUGAGCUUGGCUGCAACAAGGGGAAAGUGAAGCCCGCGGAUUCAUGGACAAUGUCGUUGCCUAAUAGCUCAGCUCUGUCCUCACCUCUUGCCUCGAUGACGCAGCAGGAACAGAUAGCCUCCGUCUCGUUCAGCUUAAAACGCAAGCACGACCCCGAUUCUGACCCCCCGGACUUUACACAAAGUACAAUAGCAUGCCCAAAAUCGAUGCUCAGCAACUCCAACUCCAAAAUAUUUGCAUCUCCUCGGCUGUUCUCAACUGCAGAGCGCAGCACAUCAAAGACUGCAUUGGAAAGUCUCCCAUCGACAAUAGGCUUUCCAGGUCAAACCGCAGUUGACGAUAUAAGGGAGAACGCACUUUCAGCUUUUAGCGAUGGAAUUUCUCCUGCAAAAUCAGACUUGGUGGGAUUUUAUGCUGGACAGUCCUCCGAUGUAGCCCGCACACAAUAUUUCCUGAGGAAGGAAAGAACGGAUUUACUGGAUAUUCUUUCAUUCUGUGAUCAGAUUAAACCCCAGCUUCUUGCUGAUAUCCUGGUGUCUGUGUCGAGAAAGCAUCCAGACUUGCCGAUUUUCGAUUCUCCGGACUGGGAGAGGUCUAUCCCCCGUUCUCUAGACGUCCAGAUUGCUGCGGCAGCUCGUGGUGCUCGUCCAGCUGGAAGACGUAGACAUGGCCAUGCUGUACUUAAUCCAAAAUCACGACAGAGGCAGAAAAACGCAAAGAAAGCGCUGAAGCGUCUCAUAAUGGCACAACAUGAGGUCGACACACCAGAAGAUGAGGACGUCGAGGGAGACGCGCUACCGCCUACCUGGCCCAGAGCUGGGCAAGGCUUGUACUCCAAACUCCCUCCAGAAACCAAAGACCGGGCUUUCCUAACUGACGACAAUGAUGACGAAUCGUUUAGCCACUUUAUGCUGGACAAUCUUGGAAAGCCGAUGGUUGUGUCAACGUGUGCGUGA